GGGCCGGCGGGCGUGCACUGCCCCAGGAGAGCCCACCCCAAGGACGGGCCGCUGCGCGCCCUUCUGACCUCACUUGCCUGCGCCGGAACCAGUUACCAGCCCCUUUACGGACCUAGGACCGGGGCCCUGGUCGGAGAGCGGCGGGAGGCUUCCCUGCUGCGGUCCCUGAGGGAGUCCCGAGCGCGGGAAUCAUGCGGGCGGGCAAGACCUUCCGCAGGCGCCGCGCCGACUCGGAGUCGGAGUCGGACGAUCAGGACAGUGAGGAGGUCCGCUUGAAACUGGAGGAAACCAAAGAAGUUCAGAGCUUGAGGAGACGACCUAAUGGGGUGAGUGCAGUAGCCCUCCUGGUUGGGGAGAAAGUUCAGGAAGAGACGGCCCUGGUAGACGAUCCCUUUCAGGUCAAAACCGGUGGGAUGGUGGACAUGAAGAAACUUAAGGAAAGAAACAAGGACAGAAUCAGCGAAGAGGAGGAUCUCAACUUAGGAACAUCAUUUUCGGCCGAAACCAACCGAAGGGAUGAAGACGCCGACAUGAUGAAGUACAUUGAGACAGAACUAAAGAAAAGGAAGGGAAUUGUGGAAAACGAGGAGCAGAAAGUAAAGCUGAAGAAUGCAGAAGACUGUCUCUACGAGCUGCCCGAGAGCAUCCGAGUCUCGUCCGCCAAAAAAACGGAGGAGAUGCUGUCCAACCAAAUGCUGAGCGGCAUCCCCGAAGUGGAUUUAGGCAUUGAGGCAAAAAUAAAAAAUAUCAUUUCGACCGAGGAUGCCAAAGCCCGUCUGCUGGCUGAGCAACGGAACAAAAAGAAAGACAGCGAAACCUCUUUUGUUCCCACGAACAUGGCUGUGAACUACGUGCAGCACAACCGAUUUUAUCAUGAAGAGCUCCACGCCCCAGUUCGGAGGCACAAGGAAGAGCCAAAAACCCGACCCCUCAGGGUGGGAGAUACUGAGAAGCCGGAAGCCGAGAGGUCACCUCCGAAUCGCAAGCGUCCCCCCAACGAAAAAGCAACUGAUGAUUAUCACUAUGAGAAGUUUAAGAAAAUGAACAGACGCUAUUGAUAUCAGCUCAGUAGCUGGAAAGUGGAGAAGGUUUUGUUUUGGGAUUUGGGGUUUCUUUUGUUUUUGCAGAGAUUUUAUUUUUUUGGUCAAACACAAAUUGCAAUGUAAAAAAUCACAGGAAUAAAAGUUUGUUUCUUUUUAAAAAAAAUGAGGCUGUGAGGAAAUAAAGAUAGGGGUUUUUCCCCCCCUAAGGAAUUCAUCAAAGGCAGAUGUGUGGUAUGGUAGUUGUUUUUUUU
Molecule: messenger RNA, 1294 nt
Organism: Sarcophilus harrisii (Tasmanian devil)
Lineage: Eukaryota; Metazoa; Chordata; Mammalia; Dasyuromorphia; Dasyuridae
Product: telomere length and silencing protein 1 homolog
Exons: 1
Coding region: 192-1058 (288 amino acids)
Biological process (GO): mRNA splicing, via spliceosome
Cellular component (GO): spliceosomal complex
Source: RefSeq, a predicted model, not a curated record